Messenger RNA from Aspergillus saccharolyticus JOP 1030-1, 897 nucleotides. Its product is annotated as phytanoyl-CoA dioxygenase family protein. The record is from RefSeq and is a predicted model, not a curated record. Bases 1 to 897 code for a protein of 298 amino acids. NCBI's taxonomy places the organism in Eukaryota, Fungi, Ascomycota, Eurotiomycetes, Eurotiales, Aspergillaceae. The transcript has a single exon.
AUGACACGUACCUCCCCAGCGGCCGUUCUGCGCCGCGUGGCCGCCCAGGAGGGUGCCGAGAAGGUUCUCCAAGUGCUGAAGGAGGAUGGGGUGGUAAUCAUUCAGGGGUUCCUUAGUCCCGAUGUCUUUCAAAAGCUGAACGAGGAGAUGGAAGAUGAACUGGCGAAACGGCCUCUGGUCUGUGAGCACGAGGGGGAAUGGAAGUCGGGGGUGACAGGGGCGCAGACGCGACGGUUGAAUCAACUGCCUGGCUUCAGCCCGACCUUCCGCCAGCAGAUCCUGAAUCACCCUCUCCUCCAUGAGAUUUGCGAGCCGCUGUUCGGCGCCCAUGGCUGUGAUUACUGGAUGAACACGGCCACGGUGGUGCAGAUUGGGCCCGGCAAUGCCGCGCAGUCCCUUCACCGCGACCAGGAGCUGUAUCCGGUCUUCAAUCCCAUUGGCAAGAAUGCCCCCGAGGCGUUGGUCAACUUCUUUUGCGCGCUGAGCACCUUCACCGAUGAAAACGGGGCGACGCGCGUCAUCCCUGGCAGUCAUCAGUGGGAUGACUUCACCACCGAUGUGACUCGCUGCGUCCCGCAGACGAUCCCCGCCGAGAUGGAGGCUGGAGACUGCCUGCUCUUCAGUGGGAAAACAGUCCACGGUGGAGGAGCCAACCGCUCGCAGAACAAUAUCCGUCGAGGAAUGGCGCUGGGCGUUCAGACAACCUAUCUCACCCCGGAGGAGAACUACCAGCAUAUUCCUCGGGAGGUUGUUGAAUCCAUGACCCCCCAGGCUCAGAAGAUGAUUCACUGGCGCUCCUCCUACUGCCCUGGGGGCGCCGGGCUCUGGCAAAUCAAUGGAACAGAACUGGCCCACGAGAUCGGGCUGAAGGCCAACCAGCCCAAGAAAACUAUCUAG